GUGUCAAGAGGGGGAUACAAGGUGGAGAUUCGAGAGAGAUAUAAAAUAAAAUAGUAAAAAAAAAAUAAAUAAAAUAUAUAUAUAGAAGACGAAUGGAGGAGACCCUGGACCGGAUGGCUUCAACGCAGGGGUUAUUACGAAAGAAGAAAAAAAAAUUCAUCAAAAUGAAGGAAUUGGAGCAUGAAACAUUGGUAAAACGUCCUUUAAAAUCAUUAUUAAAAAAGCCAAAUCAGAAUAAACAACGUACACAUAAAAAUCGUGUUGUUAUUAAUGAAAAAUUAAAUGAAUUUUUUGCUGCUGAUUAUAUUAUAUUAAUAAAAGAAGAAUGUUGUGCUGAUUAUGAAGAAGAAUGUGAUUGUUGUUGUCAAGAAACUGAAAUGAUUAGAGUUGGUAAUUGUAAAGAAUGUAGAGCUGAAUUAACAAGACAAUUAGCAAGUGGUAUUGAUCCACAUUAUGAUAAAAAUAAUAUUAUUAAUAAUUGUAUUAUAAAUAAUAAUAAUAAAAAAUUAAUAAAUGGUAAUGAAGAAUCACAAUGUGAAGAUGAAGGUGAAGAUGAAGAAGAAGAAUAUGAAGAAGAAAUUGAUGAUGAUUAUGAUGAUGAUGUUGAAUCAUCUGAAGAACAUUGUGAUAAUCGUAAUUGUAAUAAUAUUAUUGGUAAUCAUAAUCAAAAUAAAAGUGAUAAAUUAAUUAUUGUUGAUAAAAAUGGUAAAAAAAUUAAUGAUAAUUUUAUUAUUGAUAAUAAACAACAACAACAGCAACAACAACAUCAUGUUAUUGUUGAUGAUGAUAAAAUACAUCAACAACAAACUGAAACACUUAGUCCACCUGAGGGUUAUAAAGAUGUUUGUGAUGAUGAUGAUGAAGAUGAUGAUAAUAAUGAUGAUAAUGAUGAUAAUAAUGGUGAUGAUGAUAGACAAGUUGGUAAUUUAUUGCGUGAGGAUAUUUGUACUGGACCAGUUUGUGGUGAAUGUAAUUUCUAUCAUCAACAAAAACAGCAGCACCAGCAACAACAACAACAACAGCAACAUCAACAACAACAACAGCGCAACUCCGAUGACAAAGAUCAUGUUCAUGGACAAGUGGAACUGGAAAAGAUUGAGGGUGAAGAAGAGAAUUGUCAGGAGAGACUUGAUGAUGCUAUCCAGCAUAGAAGUGAUCAAGCACAACAAACAACCCCUGAUACUCAUCAACGCUAUCUCGUAGAGACAAUAACAAUGACAACAGUUACAGAACGUCGUAUUGUACGUGAAAUAAGUGAAGAUGAAAAAAGUCAUACAAAUAGUAUUGACGAGCCAGAUACCUCAAAUAAUAUAACAACAGCAUUACCAAUGAUUAAAGAUAAUAAUGAUACAAAUAAAUUAAAUAAUGAUGAUGAUGAAUUUAUAAUAACUAAAAAUGAAACAACACCAUCAUCAUUAAAACAAAAUAUAAAUAAUACCAAUAAUAACAGCAACAACAACAAUGAAGAUAACGACAAUGAAUCAUCAUCAUCAUCAUCAUAUAAAAAAUUAGUCAACAAUAGUCUCAAGCCAAAUUCAGCAGUACGUCAAUUAUUUCCAGAUCCACGUUUUAUAUCACCACCACCACCACCAUCAUCAUUAUCAACAAAAUCAUUAUCAUUAUCAACAACAGAUGAUACAACAACUGAUUCAGAUAAUUCAGAUGGACAAAAAUUUUUAAUAACAACUGAAAGUUUACGUUUAUUUGAUACAGUUAAACGUACAAAUAUAUCUGGUAAUCGUUCUGAUUCAUCUGAAAGUGAUACAUCAACAAUAAAACGUACAAUUGAACGUAAUGCAUUACGUAGAUCAUUAAUAUGUAAAUAUGAUAAAAAUAAUAAAAAAAUUAAUAAUAAUAAUUUACGUGGUAAAGAUUUAACACUUGAAGAACGUAUACGACAAUUAACAUGUAAUAUUGAUCAAGAUGAUGAUAUUAUUGAUAGUGCAUCUGAAACACAAUCAAUUGAUCAUGAUGAUGGUAAUAUUGAUUUUCCAAUAAGAACAUCACCAUCUGGUGAAGAACAACAACAAGCACAACAACAAUAUACACGUAAUGAUGGUCGUAUUGUACGUCAAAAUUAUAACAACAACAACAACAAUGAUAAUACAUUAUUAUCAUCAUCACCAGUACAACAUUUACAUCAACAUCAACUUCAUCAUCAUCAUCAUCAUCAUAGUCAUAAUCAUCAACACAAUAAUAGCAGUAAUAUUAAUAAUAAUAAUAAUCAAUCAGCAUAUCGUAAAAUAAGUGAUUUAUUUGGACAAAAAAAAUUAGAUAAUAAUAAAUUAAUGCCUGAUAUUGGUCUUGGUGAUUUAACAACAACAACAGCAACAACAACAUCAACAAAUUCAUCAUCAUCAACAUCAUCAUUAUCAUCAACAUCAACAUCAACACCAGCAUCAACAUUAAUGAAAGAUUUUACAAAAUCACAAAUAACUAAAAUGUCAAAUGAUGCUAGAAAACAAUUUUUAUCAUCUCUAGCACCAUUAUCAUGUGUUGGACAAACUGGUAUUGAUUGUAGAGAUGAUUAUUAUCAAUUAACAACAACAACAACAAAAAAAUUAUUAAAUAAUAAUGAAUUAUUACAAUGUUAUAAUUCAGAUUCAUCAUAUAGUCUUGAAGAUAUUGAUGAUGUAUUAAAAAUUGAUGAUAAAUAUAAUAAAAAUUCAUGUGGACCACCAGAUGUAACACGUGGUACACCAACUGGUAAUGGUCCUGAAUCACAAGAUGCAACAAAUGAUGAAUUACUUGCAUUUGUUGAACAAGAUAAAACACGUACUGAAAGGCUUAAACGUCGUUAUGAUACUGAUGACCAACAACAACAACAACAGCAACAACAACAUGAUUGUAGUAUAUUAAAAAAUUAUGAUAAUAAUAAUAGUAAUAAUAUUAAUAAUAAUGGUAAUGAUGAUAAUAGUAACAACAACAAUAAUAAUAAUGAUAAUAAUAUUAAUAAUGACGACGAUGAUGAUGAAUUAAAUGAUUAUGGUUUUAAUAAACGUCCAUCAGUAUGUGGUAUUAAACCAAAAACAGAUGAAAAUAAUGAUAUUAUUAUUAGAAAAAUAAAUAGUCAUUGUACAAUACCAUCAUCAACAACAAUAAUAAAUGAACAACAAAUACGUCCAUUAAAUUUAACAUCAUGGCAAUAUUAUGAACAUGAUAGUUUAGAUAAAAAUAUACAAUAUGUUGAUGAUACAAAUGGUAAUAUUUGUAUUGAUAAAAUACAUGAUGGACGUGAUAAUACAAUAAAACGUAUAAAUACAAUGCAACGACAAAUUGAUGAUAUUUAUCAAACAAUUGCUGAAACAACAGUAUCAGUUAAAGCUAAAACAAUGGAUCGUUGUGCAUCAUAUCAUGAAACAACAUCAUCAUCAUCAUCAACAUUACCACGUAAUUUAUCACGUUGUAGUAUUGAUGUACAAAAUACAAUACAACCACAACAACAACAAUAUCAUGAUCCAAGAAAUAAUAUACGUAUUGAUACAACAAAUAUACCAUCAACAAUAUAUAAUACAUUACCAACUAAAAAUCGUCGACAAACAAGUGGUAUACCAUUGACAAAUAAUAGUGGUUAUUCAUGUGGUGUAUUACCAAUUGAUAAUAAUAAUCAAAAAUGUUAUAGAACAAUGUAUUUUGUACCAUACAGUGGUUUAUCUGAUCCAACUUAUCAAAAUAUACAAAAAAUAUUACCACCACAUUCAUCAACAUUACCAACAAAUUAUGCAAAUCAUAUUGAAAGAUAUCCAUAUCCAAGAAAUAAAAAUGACGAACAAAUAAGUGGACAAACAUCAGCAAGAUAUUAUACAACAAGACAACCAAUUAGUGCUAAUAUUAAUAAUCAAAUAAUACAAACACAACAACAAUCACAACAACAACAACAACAACAACAGUUACAGCUACAACAACAACAAUUAUUACAAUUGCAACAACAACAACAACAGCAAUUACAACAACAUCUUCAUGGACAUCAAACAGAACAAGAUUAUCGUUAUUCAACAACACCAACAAUGCAAACUGGUAUACAAUUACAACAUCAUCAACAUAUAUCACAAUUAUCAACAUAUAAUUUACAAAAAAUGCCAACUUAUACUGUCAUGGCACCAUCAUCAAGAACUGGUAAUUAUUCAUAUUCACAAAUUCAUCAACAAGGAAGAAAUAUUCCAGCUGUUGUUUCUGCUACUGCUGCAACUGUUGCUUCAUCAUCAUCUUCAUCUUUAGUUGGUUCAUCAGUUGAUGUUUCAACUAUAAAUUCAAUACAAUAUAGUAAUGGUGGUAAUUUUAUUGGUAAUUUAGGUAAUACAUCAUUAUCAUCAUCAACAAGUUCUGUUUUAAAUUCACCAACUAAAUUACGUAAUAAUAAUAAUACAUGUAGUUUAGAAAGAGGUGUACCUGAAGGUGCUGCUAGUGCACCAGCACAUGAUUUUAUUGUAUCAACAAAUAAUGUUGUUGGUAAUACAUUUAUUGGACAUUCUAAUAAUUUACCACCACCAAAUACACAAAAUUCUAUUUAUUAUGCUAUGAAUGUUUGAAAUAUUGUACAACAAUAAAAUAUUUAAAUAAAUUCACAAAUAUUUAUAAAUACAAAAACGACAAAAUAUUAACUCGU
Aphidius gifuensis is the source of this 4606-nucleotide messenger RNA. Its product is annotated as hybrid signal transduction histidine kinase E-like. Lineage: Eukaryota; Metazoa; Arthropoda; Insecta; Hymenoptera; Braconidae. Gene Ontology annotation, biological process: regulation of transcription by RNA polymerase II. The record is from RefSeq and is a predicted model, not a curated record. The transcript has 4 exons. Gene Ontology annotation, cellular component: mediator complex. Gene Ontology annotation, molecular function: transcription coactivator activity. The coding region runs from base 93 to 4529 and encodes 1478 amino acids.